Entamoeba histolytica HM-1:IMSS is the source of this 384-nucleotide messenger RNA. RefSeq names its product endoribonuclease L-PSP, putative. The coding region runs from base 1 to 384 and encodes 127 amino acids. Lineage: Eukaryota; Evosea; Mastigamoebida; Endamoebidae. The transcript has a single exon. Gene Ontology annotation, molecular function: deaminase activity. The record is from RefSeq and is a predicted model, not a curated record. Gene Ontology annotation, cellular component: cytosol; mitochondrion.
AUGAGUAAAUUAACUGUUGUUGCAUCUCCACUUGCUCCAGAAGCUGUUGGUGCUUAUUCUCAAGCUAUUAUUUGUAAUGGUAUGGUUUAUUGUAGUGGACAAAUUGGAUUAGAUAGAAAAACUGGUGAUUUUGCUGGUAAAACUAUUGAAGAACAAUCUAAACAAGUUAUGACAAAUCUUAAGUAUGUUCUUGAAGAAGCUGGUUCUUCUAUGGACAAAGUCGUAAAGACUACCUGCCUUCUUGCUGAUAUUAAAGACUUUGGAGUCUUUAAUGGUAUUUAUGCUGAAGCUUUUGGAAAUCAUAAGCCUGCUAGAGCUUGUUUCGCUGCAGCUGCUCUUCCAAAAGGUGCUUUAGUUGAAGUUGAAUGCAUUGCUACUCUCUAA